AUGUCCUCCAACACAGACAACCAGAUGACAAGGUUCCUUUUCGCCAUCUUGAAACAGAAGAACCUGAAGGAUAUCGACUGGAAUGCUGUCGCCCAUGAUCCGAUACUGGCACAGCCCAUCACCAACGGACAUGCUGCUCGCAUGAGAUACUCCCGUUUCCGCUCUGCCAUGUUGGGCCUCGAGCCUCAAAAACGUAACAGAGCCACCGCAAACAAGAAUAGGGUCACGAAGAACAAGAAGGAGCCAAAGCCACCGAAAAAGGAAGAGGAUGAUGAAGAGGAGAGAGUGAAGCCGGAGCCAGGGACUCUCGAGUCUCUUCAUCAAGUCGAGGCUCGGGCUAGGUCUCCCGUCAAGGUCAAACAUGAACACAGCCAACCUCCCUACCGACAACAGUUCACCCCAACAUCCAUGGCAUCUCCCACCGCCACAGAAUGUCAGCAGACCUUUCAACCCAGGAUGCUCACCCCAUGUAGCGACGACAUGUUCUCCGCACCUCACAAUCUGCAAUUCAGCCCGUCAGCCAGCCUCAUGGGUGCCCAUCCAGCCUUUGAUCUCCCACAAGCGAUGGCCUGUGCGCACGACCAAGACCAUCACCACCAUGAGCACGACCACAACUCCUGGGCGCCGAGUCCAAUCUACUCAGCGUUCGAAGCCGCGUACGAUAUCGAUGGCUUCGGCAUUGGUUCCUUGUGUGAUCAUCAGGCUGGUCAGGGACAUGCCGACGAAUUGCAUGGGUCUCCUGCACUGGGCUCCCUCAUGCCUGAGCAUAUGAACAUCAAGAACGAACACUGGGACACUCACUUCCACCCAUGA
Messenger RNA from Colletotrichum orchidophilum, 813 nucleotides. RefSeq lists its product as uncharacterized. NCBI's taxonomy places the organism in Eukaryota, Fungi, Ascomycota, Sordariomycetes, Glomerellales, Glomerellaceae. The record is from RefSeq and is a predicted model, not a curated record. The coding region runs from base 1 to 813 and encodes 270 amino acids. The transcript is spliced from 2 exons.